This is a messenger RNA of Seriola dumerili (greater amberjack), 1850 nucleotides long. RefSeq names its product coactivator associated arginine methyltransferase 1 (gene carm1). Lineage: Eukaryota; Metazoa; Chordata; Actinopteri; Carangiformes; Carangidae. Gene Ontology annotation, molecular function: protein-arginine N-methyltransferase activity. The transcript is spliced from 16 exons. The record is from RefSeq and is a predicted model, not a curated record. The coding region runs from base 33 to 1778 and encodes 581 amino acids. Gene Ontology annotation, biological process: peptidyl-arginine methylation.
GUCACCGACCUGUCUCGACUUCCAGAUCGAAGAUGGCGGUCUCGGUGUUCCCCGGCGUGCGGCUCCUCUCCAUUGGAGACGCGAAUGGAGACAUACAGCGACACUCAGAGCAGCAACCCCUGCGGUUAGAAGUCAAAACCUCACAAGAUGCUGCCCUCAUCAAUCUCUCCAAUGGAGAGGAGGCGAGUGUGUUCAAGUGUUCGGUUUCCAGGGAGACGGAGUGCAGCCGCGUGGGGAAGCAGUCGUUCAUCAUCACACUGGGCUGCAACAGCGUCCUGCUGCAGUUCUCCUCACCUGCAGACUUUCAGUCCUUUUAUAAUCUCCUGAAGAACUGUCGUGGGCAUCUUGGUGAGCGCUCAGUCUUCAGUGACAGAACAGAGGAGUCCUCUGCUGUACAGUACUUCCAGUUUUAUGGCUACCUCUCCCAGCAACAGAACAUGAUGCAGGACUACGUUCGGACAGGGACUUACCAACGGGCUAUUCUCCAAAACCACACCGACUUCAAGGACAAGGUUGUGCUGGAUGUUGGUUGUGGCUCGGGGAUCCUCUCUUUCUUUGCAGCUCAAGCUGGAGCCAGGAAGGUCUACGCUGUGGAGGCCAGCACCAUGGCACAGCACGCCGAGGUGCUGGUGAACAGUAACCGUUUAGGGGAGCGUGUGGUCGUCAUCCCGGGGAAGGUGGAGGAGGUGACGCUGCCGGAGCAGGUUGACAUCAUCAUCUCAGAGCCAAUGGGCUACAUGUUGUUCAAUGAGCGCAUGCUGGAGAGCUACCUGCAUGCCAAGAAGUUCCUCAAACCCAAUGGUAAAAUGUUCCCCACUAUCGGUGACGUGCACCUGGCCCCCUUCACAGACGAGCAGCUCUACAUGGAGCAGUUCACCAAGGCCAACUUCUGGUACCAGCCCUCCUUCCACGGUGUAGACCUCUCUGCCCUGCGGGGGGCAGCUGUGGACGAGUACUUCCGCCAGCCGAUCGUGGACACGUUUGAUAUCCGUAUUCUGAUGGCCAAGUCGGUCAAAUACACAGUCAACUUCCUGGAGGCCAAAGAAGAGGAUCUUUACAGGAUAGAGAUUCCCUUUAAGUUCCACAUGAUGCACUCUGGCCUGGUCCACGGCCUCGCUUUCUGGUUUGAUGUGGCAUUCAUGGGAUCAGUGAUGACAGUAUGGCUGUCCACGGCACCCACAGAGCCGCUCACCCACUGGUACCAGGUGCGCUGUCUGCUGCAGUCUCCCCUCUUCACCAAGGCUGGGGACACUCUGUCCGGCACUGCACUGUUGGUGGCCAACAAAAGACAAAGCUAUGACAUCAGUAUUGUUGCCCAGGUGGACCAGACAGGAUCAAAGUCCAGCAAUCUCCUGGACUUGAAGAACCCCUUUUUCAGGUACACAGGCACCUCCCCCAACCCUCCUCCUGGCUCACACUACACCUCCCCAUCUGAGAAUAUGUGGAACACGGGGGCAGCCUACAGCAUGAGUCAGGGGAUGGCUGUAUCAGGGAUGCCUGCAGCUUAUGACCUCAGUACAGUCAUUGGCAGUGGCCCGGCAGUGUCUCACAACAACCUCAUCCCUCUAGUGAACACGGGGAUUGUAAACCACACCCACUCCAGGAUGGGCUCCAUCAUGAGCACAGGAAUUGUCCAGGGAGCCACCACGGGUCAGUCGGGCCCCAGCAGCAGCGGUACUUACUAUCCCGUCACCAACCAGUUCACCAUGGGGGGCGCUGCCAUCUCCAUGGCCUCACCUAUGGUCAUCCCCAGCAACACCAUGCAUUAUGGCAGUUAAGACGAGGACUUUGCCAAGACCUCUUCGACCUCCCAGCCCCUGCAUGACAAGAGACCCCCCACCCCCCCCACC